Messenger RNA from Sceloporus undulatus (fence lizard), 2016 nucleotides. RefSeq names its product cleavage and polyadenylation specific factor 4 (gene CPSF4). Gene Ontology annotation, molecular function: RNA binding; zinc ion binding. The record is from RefSeq and is a predicted model, not a curated record. Lineage: Eukaryota; Metazoa; Chordata; Lepidosauria; Squamata; Phrynosomatidae. Bases 145 to 954 code for a protein of 269 amino acids. The transcript is spliced from 8 exons.
CGGGGUCAAGAACUCCCAGCGUCCCUCGCGAGGGCGGUUCGGUUCGGAUUGAGGGAGCAGGGAGUGCGCGCGCAGCCCUUCAUCUCUCCCUUAUUCAGCUCAGGUUCCUGGCCGUGGUUAUAACCCUCCUCCGCCGCCGCCAUCAUGCAGGAGCUGAUCGCCAACGUCGACCACAUCAAGUUCGAGCUGGAGAUCGCGGUGGAGCAGCAGCUGGGCGCUCAGCCGCUGCCCUUCCCGGGGAUGGACAAAUCGGGAGCGGCCGUCUGUGAUUUCUUUCUCAAAGCGGCCUGUGGGAAAGGAGGGAUGUGUCCAUUCCGACACAUCAGUGGAGAAAAGACAGUUGUUUGCAAACACUGGCUGCGAGGGCUGUGCAAGAAGGGAGACCAAUGUGAAUUUCUGCAUGAGUACGACAUGACCAAGAUGCCAGAGUGCUACUUCUACUCAAAGUACGGGGAAUGCAGCAACAAGGAGUGCCCUUUCUUGCACAUUGACCCAGAGUCUAAGAUAAAAGAUUGCCCCUGGUAUGAUCGAGGCUUUUGUAAGCAUGGUCCGCUCUGCAGACACAGACAUACUCGACGUGUUAUUUGUGUGAAUUAUUUGGUGGGCUUCUGUCCAGAGGGCCCCACCUGCAAAUUCAUGCACCCUCGAUUUGAGCUUCCUAUGGGAACCACAGAACAACCACCACUGCCUCCACCAACACAACCACAGCAAAAGCAAAACAACAACCCACCAUUGCAGAGAUCAUCAUCCCUCAUCCAGUUAACAAGUCUGAACUCCUCUCCCAACCAACAGAGGACUCCACAGGUUAUUGGCGUAAUGCAGUCUCAGAACAAUAGUAUAGGGAACAGAGGUCCUCGGCCGCUGGAGCAGGUCACGUGUUACAAGUGCGGCGAAAAAGGACAUUAUGCCAACAGAUGUACCAAAGGACAUUUGGCUUUUCUUAGUGGACAAUGAGACAUUCAGAUGUACAGCACUUUUUAUAUGGGAGCCAGGUUAUAUACACCACUAUCCUGAACUGUUUUCACUUUUUCCUUAAUGCCUAUAUCAAAAAGACUGAUUAACUGAGAACUACUGAUCUGCAGCCUUCAUUUUGUAUUUGAUUGCUUUUUAAGGGAAGAACUUACAGCUAUUUAAGGACAAAUAAUAGCCGUGGUCUCUGCCUUCAUUCAGAAAACACUGUGGAGCAGGGUGUCUCUCCUCAAACCUGAGUCUCCUUAAAUGCAGUAUUUGGAAUAGGCACGUCCUGUUUUGGUAUAGUCUUCAUUUUUUCAUAGUAUUGGUUAUGGCAGGACAUAGGAAGCAUUAGUGCACAGGACACUGUAUCUUACAUAACUUGUAAGGUGUUUGGUACAAGAACUUGUGGUACAUCAGGUGGAAAAAGUUACUUAGCUACCUGCAACAGUCCCUUUUUGUGUUGUACAGAGGGAAGGUAGGAAUUCACUGUAAUGAAUUGGUUUCUGGAUAAAGUUAAAAAGGCUCACUUCUCAGCUGGUCAGGUGACAAAAAGGAGCUUUUUGCAAAGCUGUUUUUGUGCAAAUAUAGACUAAGAAACCAAAGUUACAUGAAGGUGACUGGUACCUUUUGAUAAUGCUGAUAUACAUGUAUUCUGUUAUAGCUGAAAUCAAAUAGAUUCAAGCCCAGGCAGCUAUUAAUACUGCUACUGUACUGAGCCAAACGCUAUUGCUGCUCUUCUGAUUCAACCUGAGAAAGUUGGUGGUAGAAAGACCAGGGCAUCCAGCCUGGUUAUCCCUUCCAUGUUUAUGGUUCUAUUAACUGAAGGUGGAAACAAGAGCGGAAUUGCCAUACAAUACAAGCUUUACCCCAUGAAAGAACUGCCAUGCUUGCUAGGUUAUCAUUGAGUGUGCCUUUCCUGUGUUCAGUUGCAGUAUUCUGAUGAAAAACGAUGGGCUGAUUUGUGAAAUUUGACAAAAAGCAUGGGGAGAAAGUAAGAUGUGCCUAGGAAAAACAUAAUUAGGCUGCCUCACCCAGGAUCAAUUAAAUCUUUUUAUUAAGUGC